This is a messenger RNA of Rhincodon typus (whale shark), 620 nucleotides long. It is a transcript of the gene slc25a26, whose product is annotated as solute carrier family 25 member 26. NCBI's taxonomy places the organism in Eukaryota, Metazoa, Chordata, Chondrichthyes, Orectolobiformes, Rhincodontidae. The record is from RefSeq and is a predicted model, not a curated record. Gene Ontology annotation, cellular component: mitochondrial inner membrane. Gene Ontology annotation, molecular function: S-adenosyl-L-methionine transmembrane transporter activity. The transcript is spliced from 6 exons. The coding region runs from base 108 to 620 and encodes 170 amino acids.
GGAAGGAGCAGCCAGUCGUGACCCCGGAAGCAGUGUUUGGAGGGCCGGGUGAAUAUGGCGGCGCCCGGGAGGAGCUGAGAGUAGUUUCUGAACGGACUGAGUCCGGAAUGAUGGAGGGCAGAGAGUUUCUCGCCUCUCUUGUGGCUGGUGGCCUGGCAGGAAUGUGUGUGGAUCUGACACUCUUCCCACUGGACACCGUAAAAACCAGACUACAGAGUCAGCAGGGAUUCUACAACGCUGGAGGGUUCCGUGGGAUUUAUGCUGGUGUUCCUUCUGCUGCCUUAGGGUCCUUUCCUAAUGCUGCACUUUUCUUCGUUACCUAUGACUAUACAAAAUCUGUACUGGGCUUAUGCGUGUCAACAAAACAAGCUCCACUUGUCCACAUGAUUGCUGCUUCUCUUGGAGAGGUGGCUGCAUGUCUGAUAAGGGUUCCUUCGGAAGUUGUCAAACAACGAGCCCAAGCUUACCCCUCACUCGGUACCUAUAAGGUGUUCCUUGAUACCAUAAGGCAGGAGGGUAUUCUAGGAUUCUACAGGGGCUACGGAAGUACAGUAAAACGAGAGAGCGACUUUUCUGGCCUUGGCAUUGACCUCAUUUUGAGUGCUUCCACUGUCUUCUGA